CCCAUCAAAAAUCAUAUUUCUUCUUAUGGAUAAUCCCGGGAAGUCAACGAACUUGACACUGACGAUGAUGCGUUGCCGCCGGCAGUCAGUCAGCGUUGAAGCCUUUCUUUCUUGUUGUUUCUCCUCAACCGCUCUGAAGAGUCCACGAUUCAGACACGGUUUCCGAUCUCGCGGGCGUAUUCCGCUUUUAUAUAAAUUCCAAUCACGUGCUUCCGGUCUUUAUACAUACGUAGACGAAGGAAGAAAUAUGAAGAAUGUGUCACCAAGAGUCAUCGACGUCAUAGAAGGAGAAAAAAAACAACACCAGAAGAGACAGAAAAAUUUUUGGGAAGUAAUUGCUGACGAACACGGUAUUGAUCCUACCGGAACUUAUCACGGCGAUUCCGACCUCCAAUUAGAACGUAUCAACGUGUAUUUUAAUGAAGCAACCGGAGGUAAAUACGUGCCACGAGCAAUUUUGGUCGAUUUGGAACCAGGGACGAUGGAUGCGGUCCGUUCAGGUCCUUUUGGACAAAUCUUCAGACCGGAUAACUUUGUUUUUGGACAAAGCGGCGCUGGUAAUAACUGGGCGAAAGGACAUUACACUGAAGGUGCGGAGUUGGUUGAUUCAGUUUUGGAUGUAAUUCGAAAAGAAGCAGAAGGAUGCGAUUGCAUGCAAGGUUUUCAAUUAACACAUUCAUUGGGAGGUGGCACUGGUUCGGGUUUAGGAACACUAUUGAUUUCUAAAAUACGCGAAGAAUACCCAGAUAGAAUUAUGGUCACCUUUUCGGUUGUGCCGUCACCGAAGGUUUCUGAUGUGGUUGUGGAACCUUAUAAUGCAACCUUAUCGGUACAUCAAUUGGUGGAAAAUACUGAUGAGACUUAUUGUAUAGAUAAUGAAGCUUUGUACGAUAUCUGUUUUCGAACUUUAAAAUUAACAACUCCGACCUACGGCGAUUUGAAUCAUUUAGUGUCUGCUACACUAUCAGGAAUAACCACGUGCUUACGAUUCCCUGGACAAUUAAACUCUGAUUUAAGAAAAUUAGCUGUUAAUAUGGUACCGUUUCCACGCCUUCACUUCUUCAUUCCAGGAUUCGCGCCAUUAACAUCGAGGGGUAGUCAACAAUACCGAGCUUUAACCGUUCCUGAAUUAGUUCUUCAAAUGUUUGAUGCUAAGAAUAUGAUGGCAGCUUGCGAUCCUCGGCAUGGAAGAUAUCUAACUGUUGCAGCUAUUUUCCGUGGACGUAUGUCAACAAAAGAGGUUGAUGAACAGAUGCUUAAUAUUCAAAACAAAAACAGCAGUUAUUUUGUUGAGUGGAUACCCAAUAAUGUUAAAACGGCUGUAUGUGAUAUUCCACCAAGAGGAUUAAAGAUGUCGUCGACGUUUAUUGGGAAUACCACUUGUAUUCAAGAACUGUUUAAGCGUGUAUCGGAACAAUUUACAGCGAUGUUUAGAAGGAAGGCUUUUCUUCAUUGGUACACUGGUGAAGGAAUGGACGAAAUGGAAUUUACUGAAGCUGAAUCGAAUAUGAACGAUUUGGUAUCUGAAUAUCAACAGUACCAAGAUGCAACCGCCGAAGAAGAAGGGGAGAUUGACGAAGAAGAAGAAGAAGGGUGAUAAGAUAUUGUUAAGAAAUUAAGAUUUAUCCUGUGCAAUUUAGCACGAUUUUAGGUGUGAUUAUUAGCUUAUUUUAAAAAUAUAAGAUUUAUUUUAUUGUAUUCUUAAAAUCGUAA
Onthophagus taurus is the source of this 1713-nucleotide messenger RNA. The record is from RefSeq and is a predicted model, not a curated record. Lineage: Eukaryota; Metazoa; Arthropoda; Insecta; Coleoptera; Scarabaeidae.